AUACUAAAACAUCACAGCACGCAGCGUCGUCGUAUCGUAUACCUCCUCCCUUAACAAAAACUCCCUAAAAAAAUUCGAAGAAAGAAAAGAAAAAGCAAACCCUGGAAGAGAAAACACAAUUACUUGCACUCUCUCUUCUUCUUCUGCAGUAAAACCCUAGCAAUCGAUCCUUACCGUUCCCUCUUCCUUUCCAGAACCUUCGAUUCGAAUCCUCAGAUCCGUUUGCAAGGCUGGCGGGUAUUUGGGUCAAGUAAUGGCGGAUCCGCCAGGUAUCCGCCGCGGCUUUCGAUUAUCCAUCAUAGGGUUAUCACGUUUUCACGAUUGUUUUCGCUGUUGUCAAGAAGAAGAGAACGAAGAAGAAGAAAAGUAAAGCAUGCUGAGCGUGGUGCGCGUGCACCUGCCCUCGGAAAUUCCUAUUGUAGGUUGCGAACUCACACCCUACGUCCUCCUUCGCCGUCCCGAUAAGAGCAUCUCUACCGACGAUGUCCCCGAAACCGCCCCUUUAGACGGCCAUUUCCUCCGUUACAAAUGGUAUCGUGUACAGAGUGAUAAAAAAGUUGCUGUCUGUAGCAUACAUCCAUCAGAGCAAGCCACACUGCAAUGCCUAGGUUGUGUUAAGGCUAAAAUUCCUCUUUCCAAGAGUUACCAUUGCACAACAAAGUGUUUUUCAGAUGCAUGGCAGCAUCAUCGUGUCUUACAUGAUCGUGCUGCAAGUGCUCUUAAUGAAAAUGGAAAUGAGGAGGAAGAGGUAUUUGGACGCUUUAAUAGUACUGGGUCUGGGACCUUAUCUGCUUCUGCUUCAAGUGCUAGCUUGACAAAUGGGUCUGCAACAAAUUUGUAUCCCGCCGCUGUUACACAAAGAAGUGGUGAAACUUGGUUUGAAGUUGGACGAUCUAAGACUUAUACCCCUACUGCUGAUGAUGUUGGUCAUGUCCUUAAGUUCGAGUGUGUUGUAGUUGAUGCAGAGACAAAAUUGCCUGCGGGGCCUGUUAACACUAUACUAACUUCACGUGUCAUUCCUGCUCCAUCACCUAUUCCUCGCCGGCAGAUACGUGUUGAUGGAGUAGGGCAUUUAGAUGUUGAUGCGAGAAUGACAAGUUCAGGAACUUUUACUGUUUUAUCCUACAAUAUAUUGUCUGAAGCAUAUGCCUCAAGUGAUCUAUACAAUUACUGCCCUUCUUGGGCACUUUCUUGGCCAUACCGCCGGCAAAAUUUGUUACGAGAAAUUGUUGGUUACCGUGCAGACAUUAUCUGUCUUCAGGAGGUUCAAAGCGAUCAUUAUGAUGAAUUUUUUUCUCCUGAACUGGACAAACAUGGCUAUUAUGGUCUUUACAAGAGAAAAACCAAUGAGGUGUACAGUAGCAACACCAAUACAAUUGAUGGUUGUGCAACAUUUUUUCGCAGAGACAGAUUUUCACAUGUGAAGAAAUAUGAGGUUGAAUUUAACAAAGCUGCACAGUCUUUGACAGAGGCUACAAUUCCAACCACUCAGAAAAAAAGUGCCUUGAACAGACUGGUUAAGGAUAAUGUUGCACUAAUUGUGGUUCUAGAAGCAAAAGUUAACAAUCAACCUUUUGAUAAUCCUGGGAAAAGACAGCUUCUGUGUGUGGCAAAUACACAUGUAAACGUGCCCCAAGAUUUAAAGGAUGUGAAACUCUGGCAGGUUCACACUCUCUUGAAAGGGUUGGAGAAAAUAGCUGCAAGCGCAGACAUUCCAAUGUUGGUCUGUGGAGAUUUUAAUUCAGUUCCGGGAAGUGCUCCUCAUGCACUUCUUGCAAUGGGGAAGGUAGAUCCUUCACAUCCUGAUUUAGCAGUUGACCCACUUAACAUUUUACGUCCUCACAGCAAGUUGGUUCAUCAGUUACCACUGGUCAGUGCAUACUCAUCUUUUGCGAGAACAGUCAGCCUUGGAUAUGAUCACCAUAAAAGAAGACUGGACGGUGGAACAAAUGAACCUUUAUUCACAAAUGUCACUAGAGAUUUUAUUGGCACUCUAGAUUACAUAUUUUACACAGCGGAUUCUUUGGUUGUGGAGUCAUUAUUGGAGUUACUGGACGAGGAGAGUUUGAGGAAGGACACUGCACUUCCUUCACCUGAAUGGUCCUCAGAUCACAUAGCUCUCUUAGCUGAGUUCCGCUGCUGCAAGAAUAAAUCUAGGCGUUGACGCUUAAGGUCAGUUUCAGAGAUACAUAAAGAAAAAGGCUCAAAGAAGCAUUUGGUUGGUAAGUUUUUUGUAAAAAUGGUAGAUCAUGCCUGUCUUUUUCAGGUAUCUCCAUGUGGGGAUCAUUGCAAUGAUCUGCUAUGUAUCAUCAUGUCACCUUUAUCUCAUAGAAAAAAAUUAUGAUUUUCUGCCUUA
This is a messenger RNA of Vigna unguiculata (cowpea), 2356 nucleotides long. RefSeq names its product carbon catabolite repressor protein 4 homolog 1-like. NCBI's taxonomy places the organism in Eukaryota, Viridiplantae, Streptophyta, Magnoliopsida, Fabales, Fabaceae. Gene Ontology annotation, molecular function: 3'-5'-RNA exonuclease activity. The record is from RefSeq and is a predicted model, not a curated record.